CGUGACCUCUACCAGUGUCAACGUGGCCAAAACGGGUUCACAUUCACGAUGAAUAUCUUCCGGUUACUGGGGGACCUGUCCCAUUUGGCUUCUAUCUUCAUUCUUCUGCACAAAAUCCAGACGACACGGUCAUGUCGAGGCAUUUCUUUCAAAACCCAAGCAUUGUAUGCCGGGGUCUUCGUGGCGCGAUACCUUGACCUCCUCUUCCGCUGGGUCUCGGUGUACAACUUCAUAAUGAAACUCUUCUUCAUUGGAAGCAGUUGCUAUAUCCUCUACCUUAUGCGCUACCGCUUCAGACCUACACACGACCCAUCCAUUGACACCUUCCGCAUCGAAUACCUCCUCGGACCGUCCCUCGUCUUGUCCCUCCUCUUCAACUACCACUUCAACAUGACUGAGAUUCUGUGGUCCUUCUCCAUUUUCCUCGAGUCGGUCGCUAUUCUCCCACAACUCUUCAUGCUCCAGCGGACGGGUGAAGCCGAGACAAUCACCACGCACUAUCUCGCUGCUCUGGGUGCCUACCGUGCAUUAUAUAUCCCCAACUGGAUAUUCAGAUACUUCUCGGACAACGUCGUCGACCCAAUUGCAGUUACGGCUGGAAUCGUCCAAACGGGCCUCUACAUCGACUUCUUCUACGUCUACUUCACAAAGUACGGCCGCUUACCCUCUUCCUGCGACUUUGCGCUGACAAACCAACCUCCAGAGUGCUCCAAGGCCAGAAGUUCGAGCUCCCCGCAUGACCCGUCUACGCAGCUCUCUGUAUUUAUCGACCAUAUUACUUUGGAACGAUGCGACUUGGGCGUCUUUCAUACUGCUACUGCGGAUGCCCCCAAAGCGUCUGUAUUCCCAGUAUACGUGUCUGGUCCAAUAAUAGAAUCAAGCAUAAUGCGCAAUAUUUUUCCUUCCAGUUAUGGUCUCGACCAGUCGCAAGAACGGUCAACCUAA
Molecule: messenger RNA, 945 nt
Organism: Mycena indigotica
Lineage: Eukaryota; Fungi; Basidiomycota; Agaricomycetes; Agaricales; Mycenaceae
Product: ER lumen protein-retaining receptor
Exons: 5
Coding region: 49-945 (298 amino acids)
Biological process (GO): endoplasmic reticulum to Golgi vesicle-mediated transport; protein retention in ER lumen
Cellular component (GO): endoplasmic reticulum; cis-Golgi network; membrane
Molecular function (GO): ER lumen protein retrieval receptor activity
Source: RefSeq, a predicted model, not a curated record